Contarinia nasturtii (swede midge) is the source of this 612-nucleotide messenger RNA. Its product is annotated as protein GVQW3-like. Gene Ontology annotation, molecular function: nucleic acid binding. The record is from RefSeq and is a predicted model, not a curated record. The coding region runs from base 1 to 612 and encodes 203 amino acids. Lineage: Eukaryota; Metazoa; Arthropoda; Insecta; Diptera; Cecidomyiidae. The transcript has 2 exons.
AUGGAUAAAAUCGAAUAUCGAGCGGUGAUUAAGUUUUUCACAAAAGAAAGUAUAGCACCAAAAGAUAUCAAUGACCGCUUACGUGCUGUUUAUGGUGAACUUGCUCCAUCGUAUACGAGGGUCAAAGAAUGGGCAAAGCAAUUCAAGUGGGGCAGAGAAUCAUUGGAAGAUGAUCCACAUACAGGUCGGCCAGUUGAAGCAACUGCUCCAGAUGUGGUGGAGAAACUUGAUCAUCUCGUGCACGAAAAUUCUCGAAUGAGCAAGAAAGUGUUAGCAGCAAUGUUUGACAUCUCAACUGGCAGUGUAUUCAAUAUACUUCAUGAAAAAUUGCACAUGAGAAAGGUUUGCUCACGAUGGAUUCCAAGAACUUUGAACAGAGCUCAAAAAGAAGAACGAAUUACUGCUGCACAUAUGGCCCCCAGUGACUAUUUCCUGUUCCCAAACACCGAAAAAUAUCUGAAGGGGAAGCAAUAUGAGUCCGAAGAAGAGAUAUCGAACGAUUUUUUCAACGUAUGGGAGGACAGAGAUGCCAAGUGGUUUGAAGGAGGAAUUAAAGCAUUAAAGCAUCGUUAUGAAAGUGUCAUUCGUGUUCAUGGAGACUACUUUGAAUAA